This is a messenger RNA of Staurois parvus, 3594 nucleotides long. Lineage: Eukaryota; Metazoa; Chordata; Amphibia; Anura; Ranidae. The record is from the annotation of a GenBank genome assembly.
AUGCCCAUCCGAGGAGACAGGUUAUAUCAUCAUCAGGCGGCCAGCCAUGGCAAGGAUCUGUCAGCCUGGUUCGGGGCCUCCAGCAUGGAAGAGACCAUAUGGGAGCAGUACACAGUGACCUUGCAGAAGGAUAGCAAAAAAGGCUUUGGAAUUGCAGUCUCUGGGGGAAAAGAUAAUCCACACUUUGAAAAUGGUGAACCUUCCAUUGUCAUUUCUGAUGUGCUUAUUGGGGGUCCAGCUGAUGGAUUUUUACAAGAGAAUGAUCGUGUGGUUAUGGUCAAUGGAACAUCUAUGGAUAAUGUGCUCCAUUCGUUUGCAGUACAACAGUUAAGGAAAUGUGGAAAAACAGCCGUCAUUGUGGUGAAAAGACCUCGGAAAUUUCAGAUUACAGCAUCAAGGCGGACCCCUUCUCCUGAGCCUGACCCUAGAGCCUUUGAGACUCUUGAUGAUGAUGGACAUUUUGACCGCAGAAGUGCAUACAGUGGUUACAGCGAGAGCUGGCAAAGUGGAAGUGGCCGGCGCAGCAGGGAAUCCAGUCCAGACCGAGGCUAUGGAAGAGAUCAGGAAAGAGGUCGAUCUUAUGAUAAAGAGCCGGAUUAUGUCCGGGGAAGGAGUAGAGAACGAAACCUAGAUGAUGACAACUACAGACGGGAACGCAGUCGUGGUAGGAGCAUUGAUCGGGACUUGAGUGAAGAACGCAAAUAUAGGAGGGAUCGGGGAAAGAGCGUGGACAGGGAAGAGUCAUUUGAACAAAGUUACAGUGGGGACUAUAGCCCAGAAAGAGGAAAUAUUCAGAAAUCUCAAACCGACUACAGAAUUGAAAAAGACCUGCUUCACCGCAGUCGAGAUAGACUUCAGUCCCACAGUCCGUCGCCCGAACUGCAUGCAGCACGAAAGGGUCAGGAAAAACCCGUCAGUGUACUCCUUGCCAAAAAGAAAAAGAAUGAAGAAUUUGGUUUGCGUCUGGGCAGCCAGAUAUUCAUUAAGGAAAUGACAGACGCUGGUUUAGCAACAAGAGAUGGAAACUUGAAUGAAGGAGACAUUGUUCUUAAAAUCAAUGGCACUGUGACAGAAAACAUGUCCUUAGCUGAUGCACGGAAGUUGAUUGAGAAGUCAAGAGGAAAACUGCAGCUGUUGGUGCAGAGAGAUGUCCAACAAACUUUGAUUAACGUUCCUUCUGUGCACGACAGUGACUCUGACAUAGGAGAUAUUUCCGAGAUAGAAUCCAAUCGUUCUGGCUCCCCUGUGGAGGAUUUGAAAUUGCACCACUCAGACUCUCAUUCUUCCAAUGAGAAGCUAAAAGAAAAAGCAACCUCUAAGGAGGAUCCACCCAACAGACUGACCAAGAUGGGAGCCAUGCCUACUCCUUUUAAAGUAGUGAACAGAGCUGAGAGCCCUGCUCCCGUUAGUGUAAGCCCAGUGGUUCCAGAGACCAGCCCAGAGCCAGAAUCAGAAGACAUUCCAGUUCACACAGUAGAAAAGCUUGUAGUGAUUCGAAAGCAGUUUCUGCAGCCCAAUCCUGAAGAUUUGGAGAUCUAUGGGCCUAAUACAAGAAUGAUUCAGUUUCGGAAAGGUGACAGCGUGGGCAUGCGGCUUGCUGGUGGUAAUGAUGUUGGUAUAUUUUGUUGCUGGUGUUCAGGAAGGAAGUGCUGCUGAGCAGGAAGGCCUACAAGAAGGAGAUCAGCUGCUCAAGGUCAAUACACAAGACUUCAGAUGCAUUGUUCGAGAAGAUGCAGUUUUAUAUUUGCUGGAAAUUCCAAAAGGAGAUGAAGUUACCAUUUUAACUCAGAGCAGAUAUGAUGUCUACAAAAACAUACUUGCCUGUGGCCGGGGAGAUUCGUUCUUCAUAAGGACUCAUUUUGAGUAUGAGAAAGAGGCUCAGCAAUUUUUAGGAUUCACAAGAGGCGAGAUUUUCAGAGUGGUUGAUACACUAUAUGAUGGGAAGCUUGGCAGCUGGCUGUCUGUGCGGAUUGCCAAUGAAUUGGAGAAGGGACUUAUUCCAAGUAAAAGCAGAGCUGAUCAGCUGGCCAGUGUACAGAAUGCACAGAGAUCUGCAGCUGGAGAUAGAGCUGACUUCUGGAAAAAUCGAGCCCAAAGAUCUGGAGGCAAGAAAAAUGUGAAGAAAAGUCGCGAUGACCUAGCAUCACUUUCUCUAAUCAGUACCAGGUUUCCUGCCUAUGAGAGAAUCAUGUUGAGAGAAGCUGGCUUUAAAAGACCGGUUGUGUUGUUUGGCCCAAUUGCUGAUGUAGCAAUGGAGAAGCUAGCAAAUGAUAUGCCAGAUUUGUUUCAAAUAGCAAAGACAGAGCCAAAAGAUGCUGGUUCGGAAAGGGCAAGUGGUGUAGUGAGGCUGAAUACUGUUAGACAGAUCAUUGAACAGGACAAACAUGCUCUUAUGGAUGUUACACCAAAAGCUGUGGACCUGUUGAACUAUACACAGUGGUUCCCUAUAGUUGUGUUGUUUAACCCAGACAGUAAGCAAGGAGUGAAAACCAUCAGACAAAGACUGUGUCCACAGUCAAACAAAAGCUCCCGGAAACUAUAUGACCAAGCAAAUAAACUUAAGAAGACAUGUAGUCAUCUGAUUACAGCUACUGUUAACCUAAAUUCAUCUAAUGACAGUUGGUAUGGAAGCCUGAAGGAUAUGAUUAAAGAUCAACAGACAGAGGCAGUCUGGGUGUCAGAAGGAAAGGCAGAAGGAGCAGAUGAGGAUGAAGAUCGCAUGUCCUACCUGACUGCAAUGGGAGCAGACUACUUGAGCUGUGACAGCCGAUUGAUCAGUGACUUCGAAGACACAGAUGGUGAAGGAGGAGCAUAUACAGACAAUGAACUUGAUGAACUUGUUGAUGAUCCUGUACCAGUUUCUGCCAUUAGUCGAUCUUCUGAACCUGUCCGCCCAGAAGAGACCACAGUAAAACCAGUUCCAGAGCCAAGGAGUCAGCUGAAAGGUGCAGGCAGCAGAGAAGUGCUACGAGAGCCCAGUCCACCACCAUCAUUUAAACCUGAACCUCCCAAGGUCAAAGCACAAAGCAAAGACGAACUGUACGAUUCACCUCGCAGUUAUGAUGCUAAACGGAGUAGCUCUAGUGUAGCCAGCAGUGAAGCCUCAGCAGGUUCUGGCAAAGCUCUUCCACCCCCAACGGCUGUUAAACCUGUGCUUGCUACAAAACCCAUAAUAAAGCCUCCUGUCAGUGUUAACCCCCUCCUGUGGGAAAUAUUAAUGAAGGCCCAGUUGAGGAAGUGACAAAUGCCCCCAAGUCUGUUUUAGGGAAAGUGAAAAUUUUUGAGAAAAUGGACCUCAGUGCAAGACAACAAAGGAUGCAGGAGUUACAUGAGGCACAAAAUGCACGGUUGGAGCUGGCACAGAAACUUCCUGAUAUUUAUGCGGUACCUAUAAAAGCACAGAAAAAUGACCAGAAUCGAUCACAGGCAGUAAGUUCCAGGCAUCCAGAGCCUCAAAAACCACCAGGCUGGUCCUACACAGACCAUAGGGGAAGCUAUGGAAGUGAUGAUGAAGAAGAGGACUAUCGUCGACAGUUGGCUGACCAAUCAAAACGUGGAUUUUAUUCACAUAAAUACAGGGACACUGAGCUCUGA